Messenger RNA from Danaus plexippus (monarch butterfly), 2918 nucleotides. RefSeq lists its product as uncharacterized. Gene Ontology annotation, biological process: axon guidance. Gene Ontology annotation, molecular function: guanyl-nucleotide exchange factor activity. The transcript has 9 exons. The coding region runs from base 123 to 2357 and encodes 744 amino acids. Lineage: Eukaryota; Metazoa; Arthropoda; Insecta; Lepidoptera; Nymphalidae. The record is from RefSeq and is a predicted model, not a curated record. Gene Ontology annotation, cellular component: cytoplasm.
UACCAGUCUUAUUUCGUAGUUGUAGCGGACGAACGUCGGAAUUGCGCAGUGUCAUUACGCUUUGAUAUGUUUACAUUUUUUCGUUUUUUCUGGUGCUUGUGCAAUACCUGACGCACAGUGAAAUGUCUCGGGAAGAUAUCAACGAACAGUCCUCGUCUGGACAUGUUUCUGAUGACGAGGAUGUUGAGUUCAGGAAGGACAAAACUAGUGUAAGACAAAUGAUACUUCGCUUUGAAAGAACUGGUAUUCCUCUGGGGGGUUCGAGUGAAUCCCUCGAGAGAUCAAAGGACCCUAUGUUAGGAAGUUUAAGUAGUGUUGUGAACCCAAUUCAAGCUCAUUUUCAACAUUUAUCACCAGUGCGUUUAUCACAAGAUAGAAACUCAAAUGUGUCUGUGAAUUCUAUCUUAUCAAACGUUUCGGAAAUAAGUUUUGAAUCAAGCUCUUCAGGUUUUGCAUCUGAUAGGAAAUCCUCUUCCCUCAAACCUCACCGACCAGCUCCAGCGCCUCCAGAACCAUUUAAUGACAGCUCUUCUGUAGACAGUAAAUCUUCCUUACCCGAAGAUAUUGUGACUUCGUUAGAUGAGAGGAGAUAUUCAUUUACAACACCUUCUUCAUCCCCCAUAGUUUUGCGGCGUUCUAGACAACCGCCGGUAAUACGAAGGAAAUCAUCACUAGGAGGUCAGGGACGAUUUGGCGAAACACAUUGGUCAUAUGGUGUAAGACAGAUUGAUUUAGAAAAAAUACUGAGGUUAAAAGUAUCAGUGCCGUCAGAUAACGAAGAAGAUACAAAGAACAAUGAGUGUCUCGAUGCAACAUUACUUAGUGACAGCAGUAGUGAUGAUUCUAAUGACAGUGAUAAGUUAGAGGAAGGUAAAGAGUAUAUAGUCAAUAAUGAUGAUGGUAAAACAGAUACAUUGUCGACGGAUCAAUCCACAGAUACGUUAAUAAACGACUAUGAAAGCGAUGAUGGUGACAAUUUAUCGGAAGAUCAGAGUAAUUUUGAUAAUGUGAGCAUCAAAUCUAUAUCUUCAUUGGAUAUGGUACCCUACCAAAAGUAUGACACCAUCACAGUAUCAUCGGAUGAGUUUGGUUCCGAAGUUUGCCAUGCGCCUGUUACAGAAUUUCUUACUGUUAGUGCAGUAAACGAGUGGUGUGUUUCAAAGUCCACAGGACCGGUAUUAAUGCCAGUUGAAUCAAAAAAGGAGAAAUAUCGAAGACGGUUAACAGAACGUGUGAACGAAUUGCUGCAUACGGAGAACGUUUAUGUGGAGAGGUUGAAGCAUGUUGUUGAUGAUUAUAUACCAUUGACGAUGAGGCCAGACAUCCCACCGACAAUCAGAGGCAGAAAAGGAGAUAUAUUCGCCAAUAUUGAAAGGAUAUGUCGCUUCCACGCUGAGGAAUUUCUCCCGGCGCUUAGAGAUUGUGAGAAUGAUCUCAGAAAACUUGGCCAGUGUUUUAGGAUAUUCGAACAAAGGUUUAACAUGUAUGUAAUGUACUCUAGGAAUAAUAAGAGAGCAACUAGACUGGUCUAUGAAAAUAAACAUUUCUUCGAGGAGCGACAGCUAGAAUUAGGUGAUAGGUUGGACCUACCGAGUUAUCUAUUGGAACCAGUGCAAAGGAUACCGAGGUAUAAAUUAUUUUUGGAUGAUCUAGUGAAGACUUAUACUAAUUAUGAAAAUGAAAAAUGUGAGUCGGAUUCACGGAUAUCAAAAUUAAGUGUGGAUAGCGACGAAACAGGUGGAAGUAAUGGAGAUUUAUCGGAUGCUGACGAAACACCUUUAGAGAGUUUGAAACUCGCGAAAACUAUGAUAGAAAACGUUUUAACAGCUAUUGAUGGUAUAAUGGCUUUAGAGAACAUAACAGACUGCCCGGCGUAUUUGAACUUAUUUAAUCAGGGUAGACUGUUACGUCAAAACGAGUUUUAUGCAAUGGAUAACGCACGCCGGCGCCGUCAGCUCAUGCGGGUCUUCCUCUUUGACAAGUUGCUCCUCAUUACAACGGUUUAUCGGAAGCAAUUGACCGUGGAUUUUUUUAUAUAUAAAGAUCAUAUCCCGGUGGAUGAUCUAGGAAUCACAGCAAAGGAACACGAUCAAUACAAGUUCAGCAUAUGGUACAAGAAGAGAAAUCUCAAGUCCUACAAGUUGGAGACGAGAGAUCCAGCCGUCAGGAACAGCUGGGUUGAAGAAAUAACUUCUCUUCUUUGGGAACAGGCCAUGCAAAAGAAAGAACUUCUGAUGCAGCAACGGAAAAAGAGGAUUUCUAUGGUGUCUAUGGAUAGCCAGGAGUCGGGGGAUACGGAAAGAAACGAUGAUAAAUGUAAAUUAGAUGAUUUCGUUUUCGUGAAGUUGCACCCAUGAAUUGCUUUGUAGAUAAUUCUCUUCGAGGCGUUCCUGGUGAAGUGUGUAGGUUGGGAGAGAGGAAGUCCAGACGAACGACGUGGUAUUGCGAGUGAAAGACUAUCCUGAAAAUAAGAGCAUAUUAAAACUUGACUGAAAUUAUUGAUUAACUAGCAUUUCAUGAUUAUGACAAAAUAUGUGUUACUCGUCUUUGAAUAUCAGAUGUUAGCACAAAAUAAAAUACCCUUAGUUAAAUGAGUUGAGAAAAAAAUGUUUAAUUCUCAUUUUAAUAUCAAUAUUUGUAUAAGAUGUUAUAUAAUUCCAAAGAAAUAGAUUGUAUAAGUUCAACAUAAUUAAAUAUUUACUGAUAAUUUAUAAAAUGUUUAUUUACAUGUGAUAAUUUAAAAUUAAGUGUACAGUUUAAGAAAGUCAUAUCAGUCAUUAUUAUAGAAGCUAAUUAUUAUUAUUAUAAUGUUCAAAUUUGUAAAUAGUGGAGUAUGCAAUAAUUACUUUUAUAGACGUUUACAUUCUUAAUCUAGAUUUUAAAGUUAAACAACAUCUUUAAUAAACUCAGAAAUUGAU